Messenger RNA from Schistocerca gregaria, 1470 nucleotides. RefSeq lists its product as uncharacterized. Gene Ontology annotation, biological process: DNA replication; DNA strand elongation involved in DNA replication. The transcript is spliced from 3 exons. Gene Ontology annotation, molecular function: DNA binding. NCBI's taxonomy places the organism in Eukaryota, Metazoa, Arthropoda, Insecta, Orthoptera, Acrididae. The record is from RefSeq and is a predicted model, not a curated record. Gene Ontology annotation, cellular component: delta DNA polymerase complex. Bases 13 to 1470 code for a protein of 485 amino acids.
UUUGUUGCCUCGAUGAGUGCAUAUGGAAGCGUUUCCGCGUACGAUCCAGAGAGGCCGAGUGAGGCCCUGAGUGCCAACGCCGACGACUGGAUGCGUGGUCCUCCAAUCUCUUUGGAGGAGACGUCAGCAGUUGCGCUUCAAACUCUCGACCGACCGCUCGUCGAGGUCGAAUUGCGAGGUGGCCGCUUCUUUAUGGAAUCCAAACACCUGGGCCACCAAUACUACCAUAUGUAUUUAUAUCGCGCGAAGGCGCUACGUCCCGUCAUCAAACAGCGGAUUCUUGACCUGAAGAGCGAUUUUUCGCUCAUUCAAGAGCGGAUUUUGAACCUGACGUCCCACACAGAUGUCUAUGUUAUCGGCACGAUCGUCAAGAACAUGGCCCACCGUCCUAGCGUCUUGGAUGAGUACAAAGCGACGAACAUGAUCCUUCAAGUGUCCAUUAAGCAGAACUUCAUCAGUAACGACGACCAGUUGUUUCUUGAAGACGAGACAGGUCGAGUCAAACUGUCUGGCUGCACGCUUUCUUCCUCUGAUUUCUUGACUGGAUUGGUGGUGGGCGUUUUUGGCAAAAUAGCUGCGGAUGGAUCCUUCGAAGUCAAGCGCAUCGUCGUGCCUGGAAUGCCAUUACAACCGCCCGUUUCCGGACUGACUUCAUGCCGGUCGUUCGUUGCCUUUCUGUCUGAUCUCGGCUUCGGCGAUCCCAACUCUAACCCGUUGCGCAAUCAGGUCUUGGCGGACUAUCUGAACGGGCAUUUGGGAUCGGCUCAGGAGCUCAAGUUUUUGUCUAAAAUUGUUCGCGCAAUUUUGGUCGGAAACGUCACUUACCGAGAAGAAGAAAAAGCGGACGUUCAAGUCGCCUCGAAAUCCUGCUUGAAAAAAACGGCCCAAACCGAAAAAUUGCACCUUCAAACCACCUUGGCAGAACUAGAUGAAUGGCUUUUUGCUCUGUCUUCAACUUUAGAUGUGGAUGUCAUGCCCGGACCAAAUGAUCCCAGCAACUAUUCCUUCCCUCAGAGACCCCUGCAUCCUUGCUUCUUUCCCACCGCCACCAAGAACCCUACUCUACAUCUCGUCACAAACCCACACGAGGUCACCAUAGAUGGCCUCUCACUCCUCGGCCACUCCGGACAGCCCUUCGAAGACGCGCUUCGCUGUAUGCUUUUUCGCGACGCCGAGGCCGCGGAAGCAGAAUUCUUACAAAAAACGCUCGAGUGGCGACAUAUGGCUCCCACUGCUCCAGACACUCUGAGCAGCUUUCCUUUUGCUUCGGGCGACCCGUUUGUCAUAGAUCGCUGCCCGCACGUCUAUUUCAUGGGCUGUUGCAAUAAGUUUCAAACAAAACUCCUCCGAGGGGCAGAGGGUCAGCGAGUCCGACUCCUCGCCGUACCAUCUUUUCGAGUUACCAAGACAAUCGUGCUUAUGGACCUCGGCACUCUCGAGUGCUAUCCGAUUCGCCUUGACAUCAGCUGA